Molecule: messenger RNA, 874 nt
Organism: Saccostrea cuccullata (small rock oyster)
Lineage: Eukaryota; Metazoa; Mollusca; Bivalvia; Ostreida; Ostreidae
Product: ras-related protein Rap-1b-like
Exons: 2
Coding region: 114-800 (228 amino acids)
Molecular function (GO): GTP binding; GTPase activity
Source: RefSeq, a predicted model, not a curated record
CAAAAGACAGAUUCCUGAUCGAUGAAUAGUGGUUUCUCUCUCCUGAUUAUAAAGGCUUAACAGACCUCGCCUCAGCAGUAAUAGAGAUUACGCAGUCCUCACCACGUGUGAACAUGAAUGCGAAUCACAGAAAAAUCCGAUCACAAAGUCUGCCUAAUUGGAAUGGCGACCAGGACGACAAAUUACAUUAUAGAUUGACCAUCAUGGGCGCCGCCGGGGUAGGCAAGAGUUGCAUAAUUUCCCAGUUCCUGUACGACCGCUUCAUCAGUGAGUACAAAGAAACCGUGGAGGAGUUUCACAGAGGAGAAUACACCGUGGACGGCCGAGAACUAAUUCUGGACAUUUUAGACACCGCAGGUGCACAUUCAUUUCCGGCCAUGCGCAGACUGGCUAUCUCAACGAGUGACGCUUUUGUGCUAGUGUAUUCCAUAGACGAUGAGUCCUCAUUUCAAGGCGUGAAAUAUUUGCGAGACAUUAUAUUAUCUGAACGUAAGGGUGAGCAUGUUCCGAUAGUCGUCGUGGGAAAUAAAUCGGACAUUUCAGAUGACAAAAGAGCUAUAAUGAAAGAAACAGCGGAGUCUAUUGUAUGUUUUGACUGGGGUAAUGGCUAUGUUGAAGCCUCGGCAAAAGACAGUAUAAAUGUCGUCGGUAUAUUCAAAGAAAUCCUGCGACAAGCCAACAUUGAAAUAAGCAAAACGCCUUUACCGAAAAGAAAAAGGUUUGCUUCGACCUCAUCUGACGGAUCUGACAUUGGGAAUUCCCCUACCCGUGAACGAAAUAAAAGUUGUGUGAUAUCAUGAGGAAGGGUGCCAUUUCUUAUUUUUGUACAAUAUGAAUGCUUUUUACAAAAUAAAUCAAGAAAAACUUUUUAAAA